AUUGCCUACAAAUCCAAUGCAAACGCUGAGCGGAGGCCAGAGAGUGCGGGUCGCGUUGGCAACUGCGUUCAUCCGACCGCCACAUAUACUGAUACUGGAUGAGGUGACGAAUCAUCUGGAUAUAGAGACCAUACAGGUGCGCUAUGGGCUCAGAAAAGCCAAAUAUUUGUUAGCGCUAUAG
Messenger RNA from Sphaeroforma arctica JP610, 181 nucleotides. RefSeq lists its product as hypothetical. The annotation marks the transcript as partial. The transcript has a single exon. Lineage: Eukaryota; Ichthyosporea; Ichthyophonida. The record is from RefSeq and is a predicted model, not a curated record. Gene Ontology annotation, molecular function: ATP hydrolysis activity; ATP binding.